AUGGCAGGGGGAAGAAGUUCUAGUAGUGGUGGAAACGAUUUGAAUGAAGUAGUAAGGCAAUUGGAAGCAGUUGCCCAACAAUUGGCAAGAAACUCAACUGGUAAUGGGGAUGCUCAAAGAGAUCUCUUUAAGACGGUGGCACAAAGUAAGCCACCAACAUAUCAAGGCAAGCCUGACCCUAUUAUAUUGGAAAACUGGUUGAGGGAAAUUGAGAAACUAUUUGGAGCUGUAGGAUGCCCUGAAAAUUCAAAAAAAGCUGAGGAAUUCUCAAACCUUAGGAUGGACAGGAUGUCAGUUACAGAAUACUACACCAAGUUUAUUAAAUUGUCCCGUUUUGCUGAAGGGUCUGUCUCUACUGAGAAAGAAAAAGCUAGGAAGUUUGAGAGUGGCUUAACUACUAAUUUGCAGUUAAAGCUGUGUGGGCAGGUAUUUGAGACCCUGGAUGAAGUAUAUGGAAGGGCCGCACACCUUUAUGCUUUGGAAGAAAAGAAGAAGAAAGAGUUAGCUGAAAUAGAAGGGAGAGAGAAGAGGAAGGAAGUGGGGCAAGUUUCUUGA
Messenger RNA from Chenopodium quinoa (quinoa), 555 nucleotides. RefSeq lists its product as uncharacterized. The transcript is spliced from 2 exons. Bases 1 to 555 code for a protein of 184 amino acids. The record is from RefSeq and is a predicted model, not a curated record. Lineage: Eukaryota; Viridiplantae; Streptophyta; Magnoliopsida; Caryophyllales; Amaranthaceae.